AGUGAAUCAGCCCAUAUGACCGAGAAGGAGCAAAACAACUAAAGCUCCCUCAGCCAGGGCUUAGCUGAAACUCAGACUGGGGCUCUCCUAAUGAGAAUCCAUAUUAAGAGUCUUCCCUGGUGCUGAAGUUGGGCAAGUAUUCAUGCUCAAGCUGGGAUUUUCUUGGAUAAAAGGAAACGCUGGUUUAUUUUCUAAGGUGUAUGUAUUUCAAGGAGACAAGAUCACAAGAGUGUUUUAGUCAAGUGAAGUAAAUAUUUUAAGAAGGAAAACUCUUUUUUGUUUAAGAGAAGAAAAUGGCUUGGACAAUUGCUUGAACAGCGUCUUGGUUGCUGACAAUUGAGGUUGACAGCUUUGUGAUUUAUUUUUAGCUAGAGAAUUUUGUUUAAGACAGAAGUACUUCAGGCUGUGUAGCUUUGGCAGUUGCUGCAUAUUCAGUGUGGGUGGAUGGAACUGAGAAGUCGCAUCUGUGCUAACAAGCAUUUUGGGAUUGCAUUAAAAAAUUAAACUCAUGUACUGGAAACUGAAGCUGUAUCAGCUCACCUGGGGAGCUCUACCCUCCGAAUACCCUCCAGAAGAGGCCCUGCACCGCCCCUAUGGUUGCGAUGUUGAACCCCAGGCACUGAACGAAGCCAUCAGGUGGAGCUCCAAGGAGAACCUGCUUGGAGCCACUGAGAGCGAUCCCAACCUCUUUGUUGCACUUUAUGAUUUUGUAGCAAGCGGUGACAACACGCUCAGUAUCACCAAAGGUGAGAAGUUGCGAGUCCUGGGUUACAACCAGAACGGUGAAUGGAGCGAGGUACGUUCGAAGAAUGGGCAGGGCUGGGUACCAAGCAACUACAUCACACCAGUGAACAGCCUGGAAAAACAUUCAUGGUACCAUGGGCCGGUGUCACGCAGUGCAGCAGAGUAUCUGCUGAGCAGUCUCAUCAACGGCAGCUUCCUGGUUCGUGAAAGCGAGAGCAGCCCCGGGCAGCUAUCCAUCUCGCUCAGGUACGAGGGACGCGUUUACCACUACAGGAUCAAUACCACCUCAGAUGGAAAGGUUUAUGUGACAGCAGAGAGCCGUUUCAGCACACUAGCCGAGCUAGUGCACCAUCACUCAACAGUAGCUGAUGGCCUGGUGACGACUUUACAUUACCCAGCACCGAAGUGCAAUAAGCCCACUGUCUAUGGAGUGUCCCCCAUCCACGACAAGUGGGAGAUGGAGCGGACUGACAUCACCAUGAAGCACAAACUUGGGGGAGGGCAGUAUGGCGAGGUGUACGUUGGUGUCUGGAAAAGAUACAAUCUCACGGUUGCUGUGAAGACAUUAAAGGAAGAUACCAUGGAGGUGGAAGAGUUCUUGAAAGAAGCUGCUGUGAUGAAGGAAAUCAAGCACCCAAAUCUAGUGCAGUUAUUAGGUGUGUGUACCCUGGAGCCACCCUUUUACAUUGUGACAGAAUACAUGCCAUAUGGGAACCUACUAGACUAUUUACGGGAAUGCAACCGGGAGGAAGUGAGUGCUGUUGUGUUACUCUAUAUGGCCACUCAGAUCUCCUCUGCUAUGGAGUACCUGGAGAAGAAGAACUUCAUUCACAGGGACUUGGCAGCACGGAACUGCUUAGUUGGAGAAAAUCAUGUGGUGAAGGUGGCCGACUUUGGCUUAAGUCGACUUAUGACUGGAGAUACGUAUACAGCUCAUGCUGGAGCCAAGUUCCCAAUCAAGUGGACUGCUCCCGAGAGCUUGGCCUAUAACACCUUCUCAAUCAAAUCAGAUGUGUGGGCCUUUGGGGUGCUGUUAUGGGAAAUUGCUACCUAUGGGAUGUCACCGUACCCAGGCAUUGACCUCUCUCAGGUGUAUGAUCUGCUGGAAAAGGGCUAUCGGAUGGAACAGCCGGAGGGGUGCCCUCCAAAGGUUUACGAAUUGAUGAGGGCAUGUUGGAAGUGGAACCCGCCUGACCGACCUUCCUUUGCUGAGACCCACCAGGCCUUUGAAACCAUGUUCCACGACUCGAGCAUCUCGGAGGAGGUAGCAGAGGAGCUUGGAAGAACAGCCUCCUCCUCCUCCAUAGUUCCUUACUUGCCCCGGUUGCCCAUGCUUCCCUCCAAGACUAGAACACUGAAGAAACAGGCAGAGAACAAGGAGAACAUUGAAGGAACACAAGAUACUCUGGAGCAUUCGACUUCCAGCUCAGCACCAGGUUUUAUCAGAAGCACACAGCCGACAAGUGGGUCUCCCGCACUGCCUCGCAAGCAGAGGGACAAGUCACCCAGCAGCCUGUUGGAGGAUGCCAAAGAGACCACUUUCACCAGGGACAGAAAAGGCGGCUUCUUCAGCUCCUUCAUGAAGAAGAGGAAUGCUCCCACACCUCCCAAGCGCAGCAGUUCCUUCCGGGAGAUGGAGAAUCAGCCCCACAAGAAAUACGAGCUAACGGGUAACUUCUCAUCUGUUGCUUCCUUGCAGCACGUGGAUGGGUUCGCUUUUGCUCCCACGCAGCAGGACGCGAGCGUGGCACCACCCAAGUGCUACGGUGGGGCCUUUGCGCAGAGGACCUUCUACAACGACGAUGGCACUGGUACCAGCAGUGGUGGGGGCAUAAGCACUGGUGGUGGGUGGUCAGGCAUCACAGGUUUCUUUACACCACGGUUGAUUAAAAAGACACUGGGUUUACGACCAGGAAAACCUACCGGCAGUGAAGAAACUUCAAAGCCUUUUCCAAGGUCAAACUCCACAUCUUCCAUGUCCUCAGGGCUUCCAGAGCAGGAUAGGAUGGCAAUGACCCUUCCCAGAAAUUCCCAGAGGUCAAAAAUUCAGCUGGAACGGACAGUGUCCACCUCCUCUCAGCCUGAUGAGAGCAUGGGGAGGGCCACCGACCUGCUUCCCAAAAAGCUGGAAGAAGGCCCUGCUUUGACCAGAGAAAGACCAAAAGCAAAACUCUUGCCACGGGGUGCCACAGCCCUCCCUUUCCGAACCCCCUCAGGUUUGGAAGAAAAGGAGAGCCCAGGGCUAGCAGCAGCUCCUAAGAGCAAAGAAAAAAACAGUGGCCCAAGGCAAGGGGCCCUUGAAGAUGGCGAGAGACCGGGGUGGUCCUCUCCAGUCAAGGCUGCAGCAAUACUUCCAACCACUCAUAACCACAAAGUGCCAGUCCUAAUCUCACCCACUCUAAAACACACUCCAGCAGACGUGCAGCUCAUUGGCACAGACUCUCAGGGUAAUAAAUUUAAGCUCUUAUCUGAGCAUCAGGUCACUUCUUCCGGCGACAGGGACCGGCCCAGACGGGUAAAACCAAAGUGUGCUCCACCUCCACCACCGGUGAUGAGGCUCCUCCAACAGCCAGCUGCUUGCGCAGAUGCAGCAGAAGAGCUGAGCAACGGGGCGGGAGCGCAGCACGGACUGGAAUCAAGCGAAGGGAGUAAGAAGGCAGCAGCAGCAGCACCUGUUGGUGGAAAAUCCGGGAGGCCUGUGAUGCCUCCACCUCAAGUGCCUCUGUCAUCGUCUUCCACCUCCCCAGUGAAAAUGGCCAACGGCACGGCUGGCACAAAAGUAGCACUAAGAAAGACCAAACAGGCGGCCGAGAAAAUCCCAGCAGACAAAAUCAGCAAGGAAGCGCUGCUGGAGUGCGCAGACCUCCUCUCGAGUGCCAUCGCUGAGCCAACACCAAACAGCCAGCUGGUGGACACAGGGCAUCAGCUGUUGGAUUACUGCUCAGGCUACGUGGACUGCAUCCCACAUACACGCAACAAAUUUGCCUUCCGGGAAGCCGUGAGCAAACUGGAACUCAGCCUGCAGGAACUGCAGGUGUCCUCAACAGCUGCUAGUGUCCCUGGGGCAAACCCCGUCCUUAAUAACUUAUUGUCGUGUGUCCAAGAAAUCAGCGAUGUGGUGCAAAGGUAGCUACUGUCAGUCUGGGUAAGAGACGUACACAUGGGGAGGGGGGGACUUUUUUCUGUACUGAUGCUUUCAAAAGGAAAGACUGAUACUUGAGUAUGUGAAGUACCUCAGAUCACUGAGUUCUCCUCACGUUUACAGGUUCAUCUCAGAAAAUGGGGAUGGAGAGGGUAGAUUAAAGCUGUAAGGGGCAGAACAGCAGGUGUUUGUCCCUACCUAGUCAGUCUAGUCUGCUUGGUGUGGCGAGGAAAGGAGGAUCCUUGCUCCUCCUGUUGAGAGGCAGGAGAACCGACGGCAGGUUCUGCCUGGGAAGGACGGUUUGGGGCUGGUGGCUGGAGUACUGCAGUGGCUGCAGAAUUUGCCCCAUCUGCACUACUGCAUGCUGCGGCCCCCGACACCGCGCAGAAAGGCGCAGGGGUGCUGGUGGUGCCAGGGGCUGAGCAGCUCUGCAGGAGGGUGCGUGCAGCUGGGGCAAGGUCUGAUGCACUGACAGUAUUCAGAGCUGCUGCAGGUGGAUGCACUAGCCCCAGUGGCGUACUGCCACAGUGCUGUUUGCUGCUGUAACGAGAACUGCAAAACUAGUUAAUAUAUGAACCUAUCCCUUUUCCCUCCUGUCCACCUCAUCCACCACGUUUGUGUCUUCGUUGUAGCUGAACGUCAGGAGUGCUGGGCAGACUUACCACUGGAGUUACCCCCACCCCACCUUCACUCAGUUGAUUCCUAUUUCUAGUGGUCUAGCAUGGGUGCCGCUUGAUAGUCGUGUGUGAGUAGUUUGGGGCUCUUGCACAACUUGCCAGUGUUGUUAUUGGGACGGGGCGGGUUGGUUGUUUUUUUUUUUAAGCUUUAAAUUGUUUUUAACUCGUUACCAGGUUGAUGCCCCAGUUUAGUUUCAGCACCUUGAGGCCCUGUGGUAGGUGAGGCAAAGCCUCUGCCCCAGCAGCCCCUGGCUGGUCUCUGCUCUCCUCCAGCAGCCAGUGCUGUGCAGCCAGAGGCAGGAGCAGCGGGUCUGCCUGCCACCCACCCUGCACCUCCCGCCGUAGCACAGCCACCUCACCCAGAUUUCUGGGGUUGGUGCUUCCUGUUGCUUACUAGGCCUGCAGGCUUCCACCUUCCCUUGGCAUGGAGGUGACUAUGUAUGCCAACAUGUGAGUCACGGCCAUCUUUUAAAAUUGGUUUAUGUGUUUUAAAGACUGGACCAGGAUCUCAUGCUGUGGAGCAGGAACACGCACAUAAACUGUGCACUCUGCCUGAAACGUGACAGAAGGUGUUACCGCUCCACUGGGUUAUGGUCCCUGCUGUUUGUUGCCUACUGACAAUCCCAGAAUGAAAGCAAUCGUGUGGUUGGUUGGCUUCCCUGCUCCUAGUGCUGGCUGUGGACUGCUGGGGGCCUCAGAAAGCUGGCUGCGUGCGCACAGCUCCCUGAGAUCGAAGUGUACUGGCAAGUAGGAGGACCUCAACUAGUUGUUGGUUUGAGAGGACGCAAACAGGCCUGAUACCUGUCUCCAGUACCCGUUACCCUGCAUGCUGCUGCUCACUUCACACUAUUUGUGAUGAUAGAGGAUCUGGCUUGCUUUGCACCUUAAUUUUUUUUUUUUUUUUUUUUUUUUGCUAAAAUGCUUUUUUUUAAACUUGUUUUUAAAGUGUGACUGUGCUGCUUUUAGUUUGAGCAUUUAGAAUUGAGCUGGGGCCCAGGUGUGACCAUAGACAGUUGGCACUCCAGUUCUGUCUAGAAGCGAUGCCCUGCUGGUGCUCGGAAGUAGGCUGGGCCGUCUCAGCCCACAUCCCUGUUCGUUUUCCAUGGAGCACGGUGAGACAGUGGCCUGAAAAGCCUUUAGAAAGGUGCUGGUGUCUGAGAAUCCUCACUCUAUUACUGGUCUGUGGUAAACAGAGGUGUGUGGCACGACGUGUGAAUGCACACCAGUGGAGCAGAAUGUGAGGUAAAAUGGACCGUGUGAGCUUCACUGUCAGAGUGAGUGAAAUGGUGAGGGGAAAAAACCACAACACAAACCAAAACCCUCCACCUUAAGUGACAGGCAUUAAAGUGAAGCAGUUGUUCCUACGGGUCAGUGAGCUGGUACCCAAGUGACAACAAAGGAAAGUCAGGCUGACUAACCCACACUGUACACCAGCCUACCUGAUGAAGCCGGCUGUCUCCUCCUGCAGUAGGAUUUUCAGCUUGUCCAGGAUCUCCUCUGGUCCUUACGCUCCAGCCCGCACGUCAGCGGGGCAGGAGGAGGCUGCACCAGGCUUCUUCCACCGUGACACUCAGCAGCAAGGCAGAGUACCAAACCGUUAUCUUUCAGACUUUACUGAGGGCUUUUGUGGUUUACCUUAUCUCUUUCAGUCAUCUUUACUGAACCUGGGCAUCACUGCACACCAAGCUAACUGCCUUUGGAAAGGUCACCUGCAAAGGGAAGAAGUCUGAUGGUGUUGCUUCAUGUUGCCUUUUAAACAAUCAAGGGAGGCAGGUUGUGUUUGCCUUGGCAGACAAUCGUGUGGUUUCAUCAUUGUACUACUUCCCAGCCUAGUACAAACAGACUGAAACUGAAGUGGUUACUCUCAGGGGAAAGGUAUUUUAACCAGAAAAGUAUAUGAAUAUUAGUCAGUUCUGAUGAGUGUUUUGAAAGAAGCUUUUUUUUUUUUUAAACACCAGUCUUCCAGAAUGACUCCAGCAAAAGUGAUAAAAUAGCAAACAAUUCUUGGCAUUUCUAGUUAUUAGAACAGAUCUUUCAAGCUUUCUUACUCUUUUAAAGCAACUAAUUGUGCCCCAGCAGAGGACUGGUUCCCCUCCCCUGGUUAUCCAUGCUUUCUCUCCAGAUGCUGCCUGGUUUCUGACCCCCACCCCCCCCCCAGGGUGGUAGUAGUGGGACAGGGCUGAGGCUGUGUUACUACUACAAGCCGAAGAAGCCACCUGCUUUUAGAGACUCCCAGACCGCUUGAGGCUGGCAGGGACCGCUGGGGCCCAUCUGCUCCAACCUCUGCUCAGGCCACCCAGAGCAGGCUGCCCAGGACAGUGCCAGGCAGCCUCCGAAGCUCCCCAGGGACUCCUCAGCCACUUGGAGCAACACAGAAGCCCAUCCAGUUCUGGUCCCUUCAGUGGAGGUAAAACACCUAACAGUGGAACUGGGGGGAUUUGCCGGUCAUCACUCCUACAGGGAGCAUUUUUUGUGCUGUAGCUGAUUGUCAUAGUCAUCAGAUAGGUGGAUGGUGACAGAGGUACUGCUGACUUGACACUAAUUUUAUUUUCUCCUAAAUAAGAGACUGCAGACUUGCCUCUACCUCCACUGCCUCUCCCGCCCAAUCUUGUUUUAUUCCCAAAUGAGAAUUUCCCCUCACCCUCUGGAAGGACAGCAAAAGGACGCUACCUGGAAAAGCCUGAUUAUGCUGUAGCUCUCAUUCAGUCUUUCUUCCUUCCACGUUGUUGCAGGUCCUCUUCCCUCUGCUAGAUUUGACUUUGUGUUCAGCCUUGAAGGGCUCCACUGUAGCAGCUUCUCUGCGUUCGCCGUUGCAGUGUGUGUGUAAAGCACCGGAGGGACAGUGAAGCCCUGUUAGUGCUCCAGCACAGAGCACCUCUUGCUCUGCUGUUUAUGGAGAAAGCAGAAACUCCUGUUGCGUUUCCUUUCUUCACCACUGUGAGAAGGCCUCGUGUGGUAAAGAUGCAAUCACAGCCAGGCUCUCUAAUUAACUUGCACUAGUAUGGACUAGAAUUUAAAGUAGUCUCCUUUGCAGCAGGGGAUGGGAUCACAUAGGGCCUGGUAACGGCGAGCACAAAGCAUGCGCUCGCGGGGCACUUUCCCUUCCUAGCUCCCGGGGAAUUGGCUGACUCAGAGGCGCAGUUCUCCCCCUGCACUGCACCUGAAAAGCGAGCACCUGGCUGGCAGCACUGAGGGUUAAUUGUACUGUUCAUUAGUGCUGGCAGGGGUGAAGCUGAAUUAAGAGCUUUGAGCUUGGAACUGCAUCAAACUCAGCAGCUGGGAAAGCGGAGCUGAACACAGUAGCAUACCUGGCGCUGAACAUGGUGGGGAAGGUGAGGGUCUGCCUGCUCCUGGCCUCCUCCCACAGGACACCUCUAACACUGCUUUGUGUCCGUGUGACCCUAACAGCUGCACGUUGGCAUCCCAACUGGGGGUACUUACCCUGGAGUUUUAUGGCACACUGCUCUCUGCGGGCAGCAGGAACAAAACCCCUCAGCAUGGGGCAAGAGCUGCUCCAAACCUGCUGUUACCAGAGCAGGCCCUCCCCACCAGGCAGAGGGUGCCUGAGCAGCACGAUGGGCUGGGCUGGGGCCUCUGAGGAAACCCGAGGCUGGUGCCUGUGCUGCAUACCCAAGGCAGGACCCCAUGCAGCUCAGCCUUUCGCUCAUUGGUGCUCCUGGGCAGCAGCAGCUGGGACAAACACCAACACUUGGGAAGCUGUUGUCUGCAGGUGUAACAGAGCACUACCUUCUCCUUUAAAACCCUUGGUCCAGGCCUGCUGUUCACCAGGAGCUGCCAGAAACUGAGGGGCAGCAGCUGCAGUGUGCUCGGAAACCUCCCGUGUCAGCGCAAGCAGCACUAUCCAGCAGCUCCUGCACAUGGGUGUUUUGCAUGGGUGGGCACCGGGGUGCACUCCGGUCGCCUGUAGCAUAGACCAAGGCCUUGAGCCUGUUCCCUGGGGGGAGGAAGUAACAGGUUCGGGGGCACCUGGACUUAGCUGCAGUGUCUAGAAAAGAGAAAUGUCUGUACCAAAGGAGGUCACGCUUCCAAAUGUCUCCGUUGUGUGCAGGGGGUAGAGCCCGCUCAGCUUGGCAUGCUGUUUGUGUCAGUAGUGAACUCACUGAGGGCAGGAAUGGAUUAAGAUGAAACACGUUAAUCACCAAUCACUCUACCAGUGUUGUCAACUGUUUUUGUUUUUAAUUGUUAUUGUAAUAUAUUUUGGUUGUUUUUCUAAUUUAAUUCUCUCACUAUCGUCUGACUGUGAACUGCGAACAGUGUUAAACUUGAUGUAAAUAAGGCCUUCUGAAGGGCCUCUUUGCCUGUCGUUCCACAAAGUUUUGCCAAUUUGCAUUUUGUUUUAAAUAAAGGUUGCAAUAUUUUAUUGGCAAAAAAA
Molecule: messenger RNA, 8956 nt
Organism: Anas platyrhynchos (mallard)
Lineage: Eukaryota; Metazoa; Chordata; Aves; Anseriformes; Anatidae
Gene: ABL2
Product: ABL proto-oncogene 2, non-receptor tyrosine kinase
Biological process (GO): protein phosphorylation
Molecular function (GO): protein binding; ATP binding; non-membrane spanning protein tyrosine kinase activity
Source: RefSeq, a predicted model, not a curated record